AUGUUUCUUUCAACAAGUUCGGCGGGAUGGCUGCUGUGUAUGGACACUACUGUGCAGCAAAGUGGUGCCGGAACACGACGAAAACCGCCGACUGCAGUUUUUUCCGUUUUGCGACGGACGACAGGUGAGACUAGAAACUUCGUACACGCGAUACUGAAAGAGGUGAAAGCGUUAACUUAUGCGCGCUACUUUUCUUCUUUUCUAUUUUCUUUUUCAAAUAGAGCCAGUAAAUGGAUACACUACUCAAAUCGCCCAGAAUUCAAGUUGUUGCCUCUGAGCAAACUCCGCGAGCGUCGUCUCUGCGGCGAACAUUUCGCCGCUUCUGCCUUCAGAAGUUCAAGGAGGACACGACUCCGAGAUAAUGCGUGCCCAUCUGUCCUAGUGACAAAUCCAUUAUUGAAGGCCCUCGUCUCUCCAGAGUUCCUCGCUCCUGGCAUUCGCCUAACUGGUGCGUCCACCGCCUCCACUUUAGAUUCACCUGCAGCCCCAGUUGAGCCAGGACCAUCACACAGCAAAGACCAAGGGCUGGAAGACCAAGGGCUGGAAGACCCCACCACAUGUGUUCCUGAUCAGGCUCUGACUGACUCUUAUGCACAGGAAGAGCUCCGGCCCCUGCCUGAUGUUCCUGCACAAUCAUCAACACAAUCUUUCGAUGCAGCAACUUAG
Molecule: messenger RNA, 666 nt
Organism: Ixodes scapularis (black-legged tick)
Lineage: Eukaryota; Metazoa; Arthropoda; Arachnida; Ixodida; Ixodidae
Exons: 6
Coding region: 1-666 (221 amino acids)
Source: RefSeq, a predicted model, not a curated record